UGUCUGCCCCUCUCCACAGUCGCCAUCACCAGUCGGAACGGAGCGACUCCAGCCGGCGUGAAGGAUGACGAGAGCAAAGCAGCGGGAGCCUUGGAGAGCAGGAUUCCUGAAGGAGAACUUUUGUUGCAGGCUCUCAACGGCUUCGUCCUGGUGGUCACAGCCAGCGGGACCAUCUUCUACUCCUCUCACACCAUCCAGGACUACCUGGGCUUCCACCAGACGGAUGUCAUGCACCAGAGCGUGUACGAGCUGGUCCAUACUGAAGACCAGCAGGAGCUCAGGAGGAACCUGCACUGGGCUCUAAAUCCUCCUCCUGCUGCUGCGCCCGCCAUCACCCAGGACUCCCCCCAAGAGAUGGAACCCGACAGCAGCUCAUCCGUGGUCACCUACAAACCCGAGCAGCUUCCUCCAGAGAACUCGUCCUUCCUGGAGAGGAGCUUCGUUUGUCGCUUCCGCUGCCUCCUGGACAACUCAUCGGGCUUCCUGGCGUUGAACAUCCAGGGCAGACUGAAGUUCCUGCAUGGACAGAACCAGCGGCAGGAAAAUGGAGGAAAGGCCCCGCCUCAGCUCGCUCUCUUUGCCAUUGCGACUCCUCUGCAGCCUCCGUCCAUCCUGGAGAUCAGAACCAAGAACAUGAUCUUCAGGACCAAACACAAACUGGACUUCACCCCGCUGGCCUGCGAUGCAAAGGGGAAGAUAGUGCUCGGGUACACCGAGGCAGAACUCAGGGUACGAGGAUCUGGAUAUCAGUUCAUCCAUGCAGCAGAUAUGUUGUACUGCGCAGAGAACCACGUCAGAAUGAUGAAGACCGGAGAGAGUGGUCUCACCGUGUUCCGGCUUCUCACCAAGGAGAAUCGCUGGAAAUGGGUCCAGGCCAACGCCAGGCUGGUGUACAAGACCGGCAAACCGGACUACAUCAUCGCCACCCAGAGGCCUCUUUUGGACGAAGAGGGGGGAGAACACUUGCGUAAACGCUCCAUGCACCUACCCUUCACCUACGCUACGGGUGAGGCUCUGCUCUACCAGUCCAACCAUCCCAUAGCAGGCUUCAGAGAUGGAAGCCAUGAGAAAAAUGGCAGUAAGUCGAAGAAGAGUCGGACUGACAGGCUGGUCAGGGACGGUCUUGACCCUGGCUCUCUUCUUGGGGCACUCAUGAGUCAGGAUGAAUCAGUGUAUGUUUGCCAGCCCGCCCUGGAGCCCAAAAUGUCAUUUAGCAGCUUCUUUGGUGACCAAAUGGGCUUCUCUGACACAGAAGGGUCCAGCUUGCACAGGAGCUGGGACGAGCCGAGCAAUGGUGUGUUGGGUCCAGGUAUUGCAGGAGCCAGCACCAGCUUCGACCCGCUGUUGGCUACUCUGGACUCGCUUUCGUUGGAAGGCCAGGGGGUUGUGGAUUCAGAGGAGGGGGCUUGUUCGAAUGGCGAGCUGUUUGGGGCUCUGGAAGGCCUGGGACUGAGUGCCGAAGACCUUGAGCUGCUCUUGUUGGAUGAGAGGAUGAUCAGAGUUGAGAUGGACCCUGAGCGAGUGCCCACCUUGGACGAUCUGCUCACAAACGAUGAGAUCCUCUCAUACAUCUAUGACACAAUCGAGGGAAAGACUGAUUCCACGGAUCAUGGAGUACAGGUGCCUCCCAGUACUUCUUCGGCAACAGCCACCACCGUUUCAGGAUCUGAAAGUAACACCACCCCUGAUGCUAAUGUUCAAAUGCAGUUUCCUCACCAUAAGCCUCCCUUGAUGGGACAGGCUCCCAUCAUCCAGCUGUCCCAGCAGAUGCAACAGCACCUCAACAUGCGACCAGGUAAAGUGGCACACGACUGGCACCAGAGUGACCUUUUGGCUAGUUCGGUAGUCAACGGAGACCUGCUGGGCCAAAAUCAAUCAGUAACCAACGGACAGUGGACGGCCCAAGGCAUUCUCACCAGUGCCGGGAUACAAAUAGAUCACUACAACACGCAACAGACUUUUUUCAAUGGCAAAGCCUCGGAGCGGGACGGCAACCCUCAUCAGCAGCAGCAACCACAUCCACACUUCCUUCAGCAACAACAGCAGCAGCAGCACCCACCCAUGAUGCAGAACCACCUCUCACAACAGUGCCAUGCCAAACAGAAGGCAACCAACCUCAACGGACUGUGUGGUUUGUCCAGCACAGAGAAUUCGGCAGGGAAAUCCCAGUGGCAGGACUUUGGAUUCAGCGAGAAUCUUGGCAGCACCUCCUGCCUCGAUAACAGCCAAAAACCUCUGACAAACACCUCACUAGAUUCUUGCAUGGAUUAUAGCAUGCCUGAUAUUGACAAUAUGGAUUACUCUGUAAGUGGAAGUGGUAUGUUUGGGAGGAGCGCACAGCAGCAUGUGGCCGAGUCCACGGUGUCAUCCUUCCAGGGGAUGAACCAUAAACGGCAGCAGGAGCAGAUCCCGGUUCCGUUGGCCCAGGUCAUCUCCAGCCUGUCGCAGUGCCCUCCGCCCAACGCCUCCCUGGAGCAGAUCCUGGGAGUGAGCAAGCCCUGUCGGCAGUUGGACCACUUUGGUGUGGUGACCUCUGAGAUUUCUCACGACCCAAGCCCCAAUAAGAUGGAGAACGGCUGCAUCCUGAACAGUACGUACCCAGGAGGAUGUGCUCUGCCCAACAUGAACGGAGCAGCGCCCCCUGCUGUGCAGAUGCCCGUCCCCGACACUCUGUCCAGCCUCCCCGACCCUCCAGCCACCGGUUUCUACCUCUGACCAUCUGACCAGGAACAGUCAUGCAGCAGGACUCUGUUAAAGGCCAGAACGCACUCUGGCAACGACUGGGCCAGCCUUAUUUAGAAAAACUCAACGAACAGAGCGGAAUUAACGUAGACCGAAAUGUUCUUUCUUUCAGUGCAAAUUUGUAAUAUAUAUAUUUUUUGUUUUGUUUGUGAGGGAGGGAGGGAGCAGGAUCAUUGUGUUGUAUUUACAGUCAUAUUAUCAUACGAGUCCUUUGUUUACAAUAAUGCAGUCAAGAGCGCUCAGUUGAGUUUAUUUAAAGAGACAGCGCGAGGUUAAGACGAAGGUUUUUAAUCUGCGUUCAGAUACAACACGAAGAUCACGAUUUGGAGGAAGCUAAAUGAGCAACACGACGGAGGAUUCUCUACAGAUGAGUUCAGGUGGACGCUUUAGACCAGAGGACCUCAACUCGUCUCGCCUCAGGACCCGCCGCCAACAAAAUAUUUCAACCAAUCAGAUUCAUUUAAGCCCCGCCCCACCAGUUGAAAAGCACUGGUUUAGCUCUGUGCAGAUUUUCUUUAUCGUCUUAUAUUGAAAACUUUUGACCCCUCGAAACGACUCGUCUUAAUGUUCAGAAACUUCAUUUUAUUUUACAUUAAACCCCCAAAAACAUCAAAUCUACCAUAAUGCAUCUGUGACGUGGAAGCAGAGAAACAACGAGGAAGAGGUCGUCUGAACACGUGGAUUAUUGAUAUCUGAGCGAGCGCCACGUGCAGUUUGUUGUCUUCUUUCUUUUUUUUGUUUCAUCAGAAAUUUCACAGAAAUCGAAAUUCGGUUUAAGUUUAAAGUCAAUCGAUUCGUUUGUAUCUGAACGCAUCACAACACACACACACACACACACACACACACACACACACACACACACACACACACACACACACACACACACA
Molecule: messenger RNA, 3629 nt
Organism: Labrus mixtus (cuckoo wrasse)
Lineage: Eukaryota; Metazoa; Chordata; Actinopteri; Labriformes; Labridae
Product: aryl hydrocarbon receptor-like
Exons: 9
Biological process (GO): regulation of transcription by RNA polymerase II
Cellular component (GO): nucleus; aryl hydrocarbon receptor complex
Molecular function (GO): nuclear receptor activity; protein binding; transcription cis-regulatory region binding
Source: RefSeq, a predicted model, not a curated record